Messenger RNA from Corticium candelabrum, 12814 nucleotides. RefSeq names its product E3 ubiquitin-protein ligase HERC2-like. The transcript has 40 exons. Gene Ontology annotation, biological process: protein ubiquitination. Bases 35 to 12604 code for a protein of 4189 amino acids. Gene Ontology annotation, molecular function: zinc ion binding; ubiquitin-protein transferase activity. NCBI's taxonomy places the organism in Eukaryota, Metazoa, Porifera, Homoscleromorpha, Homosclerophorida, Plakinidae. The record is from RefSeq and is a predicted model, not a curated record.
GCUGGUUGUGUUUCCUGACAAAACUUAUGUCACUAUGGUUGCUUGUCAUCCUGAGGGCAAACAUUUUAUGGCUUUGUCAUCUGGUGGUGAUGUUUAUUCAUGGGGCAAUGGGGAUGGAGGCAAACUUGGCCACGGAGAUCCAAAUACUUACAACACUCCUAAACUCAUCACAGCCUUGCAAGGAAAAGAAGUUGUGAAGAUCUCUUGUGGAAGUGCUCACAGUUGUGCUAUUAUGCGAGAUGGUUUACUUUACAGUUGGGGGAAAGGAACAUAUGGCCGUCUUGGACAUGGCACUUGCGAAGAUUGUAAUGUUCCAACUCCUUUGGAAGCUCUUCGAGGCAAGGUCAUUGUAGAUGUCGCUUGUGGAGGUGGUGAUGCUCAAACCCUGGCACUUCAAGACAAUGGUUGUGUUUUCUCUUGGGGUGAUGGAGAUUAUGGCAAGCUUGGUAGAGGUGGCAGUGAUGGAUGCAAAUCACCAAAGCAAGUUGAUCGAUUAGAUGGUGAAGGCAUCAUACAAGUUGCAUGUGGUACUCAGUUCUCUGCUGCACUAUCAUCUAAAGGCCACGUCUUCACAUGGGGCAAAGGUGAUGGACAAAGACUUGGCCAUGGCACAGAAGAGCAUGUACGCUAUCCAAAGAGAAUUGAAGGAGCUCUUCUCAAUAAGCAUGUGAUCAGCCUCUCUGUUGGCUGCAUGCAUUCAGCUGUUGUGGCAGAUGAUGGAGAGGUAUAUUGCUGGGGACGGAAUGAUCGAGGACAGCAGGGAGAUGGAAGCACUAACACGAAUGCUGUUCCAACUCUUGUGAGCAGUCUUCGUAGAGUCUCAACAAUGAAGGUUGCUUGUGGAGCUCACCAGACUUUUGUUUGGUCAACUUUAAGCUCUUGGCGUCAUGGAAUUCGAGCUCCAUUUUGCAUUGAUGUUCAGGCAUCCACAUAUCAUUACUUAGAUAUACUUCUGAAUCGAGUUUGUACGGGAUUGGAUACAUGGCAAGACUGGCGUCCUCCAAGACAGGAACAAGAAUGCAUGGCUGUAGCAGGAUUGAAUCUGCUGCGGUUACAGUUUCUUGCAGCAAUUAAAACUCAAACUGACUUGGAUGACUUAGGACUUGCUGUUGGCUCUCCACUUGUCAUCUCUCUGAAACAGCGUGUUGUCACAUUAGCAACAAAGUCUGGCGUGAUGUCAUCUGUACAAAAAGCUGCUCAGUCGUGUUUGAAUAGUGGUUGGCUAGUAGUUUUGCCAACUGCAGAGGAACGAGCCAAGACUCUUUCAGAACUUUUACCAAAAGAAGAGUCUGCUGAUGUAGCUCAAGUUCCAGCUGGAUGUCGAUUUAUGAUUGAAUUGCUUGUUAAUAGUUUAAUGACUGACGGUGGACUGGAAAUGGCAUUGGACAUGUCAAUUCAGGUAGAAGGAGAGUCAGGACUAAAGAUAUCUCCUUCUAUUACAACUGAUGGCACUGUUGUUCCAUUGAUGCAACUUGUUGAGCAGCUAUUGACUAGUUCAACAACAAAUGUGAUGGCCCAUAUUACAGAACUUUCACAAAGAUUUCAGUCUAAUCAGCCACAUACUUCUCGUACAAGGACUGAUUUGGCCUCUCUUGAUUUACUGCUUCAAUUCCAACGCUUGUUGUUUGGGAAACUAUUGACAUUUUCAGAUACUGGACAGCUUGCAUCAGAAUCACCACAACUUGAGUCUCACUUUAUAGAAGGAGCUUUGAUAUUGCUUCAGAAGUACACAAAACUGCUUUGUGCUAGUGUAUAUCAAGUAAUUGGAAAAGCAACACAGCUUGCCACUGAAGGUGCAGUGCAAUUUAUUGCUUCUGCACAGGCUCUUGAAGAUGGCUUGAUAGGUGUGCUUCUUCCUGAACUUGUACUAAGCAUGAUAUUGCUACAAUCAUACCAUCCAUCCAUUGCACAGAAGUCAGAGGCCAUCUGUUUGCUGAAGGAUUUGCUUGUACCUGUAAACGAAUUCAAUCGAUUAGCUCCUGGUUGUUUAAAGGAAGAUGAUGCUGAUGUGACAUGGUUUGAUACCAAGACCAACUGCAUGGAUGCUGAGAAUACAAGCCAUAGCGCUGAGGAUGGCAAUGAUGAUGUACCUGUAAUUCGAAAAGAUGAUUUGCAAAACCAUAAUAAAGAAGGUGGUUUGUGGAUUGUUAUCCAUGGUCGUGUGUACAAUGCUGAGCAGUUUAAAUCUGAUGCUCCAUGUGGGAAGGAAAAUUUGGAGAAGUUCUCUGCUGGUACUGAUGCCGGUGAGGAAUUUGAUAAAGCUGAACAUUCAGAGGUUGCUAAAGAAAGGCUGCAGUCACUUUUUGUAGGCAAUUACGUGAAGCCUGAUCAAGAAGUUGCUCGUGAAGAUGCUGAGAGUGUGUCAUUACAUCUUUUAGAUACAGGAAGAGCUCUUGGCCUUCUGCAAGGACUAAGGGCGUGUCAUCUUGUUCGAGGUUUGCCGUUAUCUUCUGAAGAAAAAGACAUGUCAGAAUGGUUAGAAGCAGAUCUUCUAAUUGGAGGCAUGGAGGCUCAUGUACUUGAUCGUGUUGAGUCAAACACAGAUAGCAAGAGACUACAGAGGCAAAUGUCCCACCAACAACAGUCAAGACGAUUUGUCUACACCAUUGCUAGUUCUAAUUAUGCAUCUGAUGCAAGAGUGGCUACCUUUUUACACAUUGUUAAUGUCUUUUGUCAGAGGAAUUGUUUGUUGAUGCCAAUUGCAUUCAACAGUGACCACCCUGUAGAACUGGCAGGCCGUGUUCUCAUUGCUACAUUAUUGAAGCAUUGUGACUUGGUGUCAACAGCACUUGAACUUGUUGAAGCUGGCAGUGUGAAGCUUACGCCAGAUAAUGAUGUUAGAAUGCCACCACCUAUCAUUGAGUUGUGCAGGAUUGUGCAUCAGGCAAAGCUGAAGCUCAUCCAGGAUCACCAAGGAUCUUCAAGAUCAUAUACAGCAAUUUGUACACCAAUGAUGGAGCGUUGCUUUUUUUUGUUAUAUGAAAUUGGACCUGCAAUGACAAAUGCUAUGUCAGUGCUUAACCGAAGACGAAUUGUUAAGACCCCUUCAAAAUGGAAAACAGCUAUUCAAAUGGUGAUUGAUGAAAUAAAGUUUAAAUCUAGUCUUCAUAGGCAUCAGUUGCAGUCUACUAAAGUCAAUUUGGCAGUGCCGCGAAACUAUCAAAGGCAACUGAGCAGUGGUGACAGCAAUAUGGAGACUUGGGGCUCUUCUUUCUCAAAGGCUACCGCUAGCAGGUUCAAAUGGCUACGUCAGCGAGCAACAGGAUCUGCAUAUUCUAGUUUACUGGGGAAAAUUUUAGAGUUUUGUAUUAAAGAUGAGCCUAUCAAUCUGGCAGUUCUUCGAUCAUGUUUACAAAGACAGGUGGAACGUGCAAUGUGUCGAUUGAAUGGUACUAAGUAUUUUCAUGAGCUAUUGCAGCUUCAUGAUCUACUUCCCAGUGUUCAGUUGACUGUGUUAAGUGGCUGGCAAGGAGUUGUGCCACUGACUGGCAUGCCAAGCUCAGCUUUGCCACACUUUCUUUCAAAUGUUGAGCUCAUACCACCUCAAGAGCGGUUGCUGUUGGAGCUGGAAUUUAAAAGCAUCAAUGAAUGGACUAUUAGAAAACUUAAGACUAUUGUUAUCGUUGCUGAUAGUGAAAUAUCUCAUGGUGGUGCUAAAGAGUUGUCAACUUUGGCUUCCAAGCAGUAUUCACGGAUGCUGGUUUUGUUGUUGAGUAUGCUAACAAGUGAACAUCAGAACGUAAUCUUGGCUCACCUUGUGGGAUCUGGUCUUGUUGGUUUGCUUCAAACAGUAAUUCGACUGACAGGGUCUUUACUACCUGUUGAAGAUCACAACUCUGUGAUUAAAGAAACUGUUGCAGCAAGUGUUUCAGAGUCAUUCUUGCCAAAUGUUUCUACUCAUACCGAAGAGGCUGCUAGUGGUGCAGAUUUUGUACAAUUAAUGACUAGUGGAACAAGAGUGAUUAGGGGAACAGACUGGAAGUGGGAUGAUCAGGAUGGUCCUCCUCCAAGUGAGGGAACUGUUGUUGACAACAUCGGUCCUGAUGGAUGGGUUCGAGUGAGGUGGGACACAGGUGUUACCAAUUCAUACAGAAUGGGCAAAGAAGGAAAGUACGAUUUGACAUUAGCACCGAAACGUAGUGUAUCUGCUAACCAUAUGUCAGCUGAAGUUGGUGAGCAUGGAGUAGCUGAUGAGAAUUCUAUGUCUGUCAGUAAACCAGACAAACUUAUUCAAGAUGGGGCAACUUGUCUUUUGCGCUCUCUUGCCAUUGCUGUGGGGCUAAACUCUGACUUUUUGGCCAACAGCACUAUUCAAAAAAUAUGCAGCUUGUUGAAGAUGCUAGUGUCAACGGCAAGAGGAGUUACUGAUGCUGAUGCAGUUAGAAAUCCCAGUUCAGUUGUAAACAAGCAGCAACGUCAGAACUGGGCUACUUUAGGGUUUGUACGUGGAAUUGCUGUCUCGGAUAGCAUUUGUCGCAAAUUAGGUUCUACACAAUGGAUUGAAUUGCUUUUGGGCAUUGUGGCGGGUCAGUUACCUUUCUUUAGUGGCUCUCAAAUAGAGCAGUUUAUACCUGACCUUGAGCAACAAGUACAAGCUCUUUGUUUGUUACGUACUGUGCUACCUGUACUGGAUGUAUCUGUGUCAGAAACUAAUCUUGUUGAGCGUUUAUUUUCUCUGUUGGGAGAGGUUCUUCUUCAAUGUCCAUUGAUUGACAGCAGUGCUGACAUUUGUACUGGAAGCACAUCAAAACACAACAAACAUGCAGUUUAUGUUCCAAUGACAGCAUCACCAAGCAGCACAGUAGCAGAGGAGUUGGUUGCAUUAAUACGCAAACUUCAUUGUGUUGAAGCGUGGCGUCCUUUUAUAAAUACAUACAUAACAAGUCAGUUAAAGGCAGUUGCAAAUGUAAUUUCAGCUGCAAGUGGAACAGACAGUCAAGUUCCUUCAAAAAAGCAAGCUGCUGUAUUAGCUGCUUUGUCAGUCAUUGGUGGAGUUGAUGGAAGAGCUCGUUUAGGCGGGCCAGUAGAACAUGAAGAAUUUGGCGUGGGUACAGUAGCUAAGAUUACUUCCAGUGACCAACUGACAAUUUAUUUUGAAGGGCAGAAAGAACCUAAGAUGUGUUCCCUGUCUCAUGUGAAACCUGUGGAUGGGCAGCAGUUUUCUAUCCAAUUGCUUUUGUCAAACUCUCAAGCUGCUGACAUUUGGAUAGACUUGAUUACGCAGUCUACUGGUGAUAUGAAAAUGACAGUUACUUCUAGUUCACUUUCAAACGUGAAUGUUCCAAGUGAAACCUGUGGAGGAACAGUUGCCAAUGUGAAUGUUUAUCUUCUCAGACAACAACAGACGUUUCUUUUGCUGCUAAAGGCUUCCAGAGUCCUCUUGAGUCGACAAGAUAGUUUGAGGUGGGUCCUUUCACAUCGUACUGAAAACAGGAGCCUUUUUCAAAAAGUGCUUCAUGCUGCUACUUUGCCUUCUCCUGUGAAAGCAGUCUUUAGUCGAGAUGAGGUAGAAGCUGCAGUUAUUACUUGUGUGCAACAUUUGGUUGCAGCAACUUCUCCUACACCACAAAGAUUAGUUGUGUCAAAGUCUGCACAGCAAACUAAAUUGAAGAAACCUCAGAAACCAAAAGAAGUUGUUGAACUACCUCCACCAUCUCAGUUGGUUUCUCAGAUAAUGGAUAUGGGAUUUCUUCAAAGAAAUGUUGAGUAUGCUAUUGAUUGUCUUGGUGGUGCGGACAAUGCUGAAACAGUUAUCUUGUGGCUUUUGGAGCAUCCGGAUGUUUCUCCACCAGUGCAAGAGGCAUCACAAGAAUCAGAAGACAGUGAUUCUGAUUUUUUUCAGUUACCUUGUUUAAGUGAUGAUGAACUGGAAAAUGACGAUGGUCCAGCUACGAAGUAUAAAACCCGAAAAGAUUUUCUUACAACGGAGGAGUAUGCUCGCUAUGUUCGAGACACUAUCAUGGUGGGCAUGACUGUUCGGUGCAGAGAAUCCUAUGAAGAGGUUGUGGAAGGAGACUUUGGUCGGGUUGUGAAGUUAGAUAACGAUGGACUUCAUGAUCUGAACGUUCAAGCUGAUUGGCAAAAGAAAGGCGGCUAUUAUUGGGUGCGAUAUUCUCAUAUUGAAAUGGAAGGGUUUCCUUCAAAGACUGAAGCACAGGCGAUGACAUGUACUGGAGGAAAGCUGAAGAUUGGUUCCCGUGUACGCGUGAAGCCCGAUGUUAGAACUCCAAAAUACAAAUGGGGCAGCGUCACACCAUCCAGUAUUGGUCUUGUGUCUCAGUUCUGUAGCAACGGUCUGGAUGUUAAAAUAAACUUCUCGGAACAGGCAAACUGGACAGCCGUAAUUUCUGAAUUGGAAAUUGUUCCCGCCAUUCAUGAAAAUACAUCCUGUGAUUGCUGCAAGGUAUCUCCUAUUAGCGGCGUUCGGUUCCGCUGCACGGAAUGUUCCAACUAUGAUUUGUGCCAGAAUUGUUUCCAAAAGCCAGCCAACGCGUCGCACAAACAUAAUUUUGUAGCUAUUGAAGAACCCACUGCUUCUUCUAAGGUGGCUGGUAAAGCGGGCCGACGACGUCACGGAAGAAAGAAACUUCCACAUGGCACGGUACUGCGCGAGUGGAGCAAGUGUGUCAAAUCCCUUACGGUAUCAUCUCGUGAAGGACAAGCAUCGCGACUACUGGACAAUGAUCCUUCUACAUAUUGGCAGUCGUCUGGAAGUCAGGGAAAGCACUGGAUUCGCUUGGAGUUAUUUUCGGAUAUUCUUGUGCAAGAAUUGACGAUGCAAGUUGACCCUGCUGACAGUAGCUACCAGCCCUCUAUGGUAACUGUUGCUGUUGGUCACACACUUGCAGAAAUAAAGGAACUGCAAACUGUCCACAUUUCACCAUCUGACACUAAAGUUGUGCUGGUUCAGAACCUGACUAACGAACAGCGCUUUCUCCAAAUCAACAUUAAAGCCUGCAAGAGUGGAGGUAUCGAUUGUAAGGUACGCAACUUGAACAUUACUUGUCUUGUGAAAGCAGAUGAAGAGGAACUAGCUACGACGUUUCAAUACUUGGCUGUCGAAGAGCGCGCUUUUGACGAAGAGGCUUCAACAGUAGAUGCCAAAGGAAAGCGAAGUGGACCGUCAUCGAGAGAUGAAUUAGGGCAGUCGAGGAGACGAGAUCGGCGUUUGGCAGGGGAGAGAGUAACGGUGUUCGUGUGGGGUUUGAACGAUAAAGAUCAGUUGGGUGGUUUACGAGGAUCUAAAAUUAGAAGUCCGACUCUUUCCGAUGUUCUCAGCCGCCUUAACAUAGUUCAAGUCGCAGGAGGUUCGAAAUGUCUCAUAGCCGUUAGUCGUGAUGGUAAAGUGUAUUGCUGUGGAGAAAACGUGAACGGUCGGUUGGGCUUAUCACAUUCUAACAACGUACACACAGUACAGCAAGUUCAGUCACUUAGUCAGUUUGUUGUGAAAAAGGUUGCUAUUCAUUCAAGCGGUCGACAUGCUCUUGCUUUGACUGCCGAUGGCAAAGUCUUUUCUUGGGGUGAAGGCGACGAUGGAAAGCUUGGUCACGGGAAUAGAACAACUUUAGAGACUCCCAGUUUGAUAGAGGCUUUGAAGGCGAAGCGAGUAAGAGACAUCGCUUGCGGUAGUUCGCAUAGUGCAGCCAUUACGUCCAGUGGAGAAUUGUACACUUGGGGCUUGGGAGAGUAUGGUCGACUAGGGCAUGGAGAUACGACUACACAGACAAGACCAAAACAGGUGAAGGGUUUCGUGGGAUAUCGUGUGACUCAGGUGGCUUGUGGAAGUCGUGACGCCCAGACGUUAGCUAUCACAGACGAUGGAAGUGUGUGGUCGUGGGGUGAUGGUGAUUUUGGCAAGCUUGGCCGUGGCGGUAGUGAAGGCGCUCUCCAGCCAGAGAAGAUAGACACAUUGAGCAGUCAAAGUAUUUGCCAAGUCGAAUGUGGCGCUCAGUUUUCACUGGCGUUGUCGAGGGACGGAGUUGUCUACACAUGGGGUAAAGGAGAUUUCUAUCGACUUGGUCAUGGUACGGACGCGCAUGCAAGGAAGCCCCAGGCGAUAGAGUCUCUAAGAGGGAAAAAGAUAGUGCACAUUGCUGUUGGUGCACUUCAUUGCGUGGCAGUUAGUGACGAGGGAAAGGUCUACUCGUGGGGAGACAACGAUCACGGACAACUGGGAUCCGGGUCGACUUCGGUCGGCAGAAUGCCUUCUGGCGUUUCUGUUUUGGAUGGCUUUAAGAUAUCUCGCGUAGCAUGCGGUUCGUCUCACACGUUCGCUUGGACUACACCGAUCGAGACCGUGCCUUCAGUUGAACAUCAAAUCGUUAUGUACCCGUCGACUUCCGAUCCCAUCGGCACUGCCGCUGUCUUGCAUAUGUCUGACUUUGACGGUGACGGUGAGGCAUUGUCACCAUUCGACAUUGUCUUGAAACAUCGACCAACGCUGAGCAAAAUAAUUUUUUCAUUGCCCGACAACUCGAGGAGACAAGAGGCUAUUCAUACGUUGCUACAGGCGCUGCAGAUCUCGUAUGCUCGUGAUGCUGUUGUUUCAGCUUUGGCGAGUGAUAUUCCCAUUCCGCUGGGGGCUGCCGGAGCUACGGACAGCGGUUUGGUUGCAUCGAUGAGUGCUAAGCAACAUGCACUUGUAGAUAUACAGUCUGCAGGAAAGGAGGCAGUAACAUUGGUUGGCAACGAUGUUUGGGUGGAUGACGACCUCGCUGUUGGCAAAGAGCACAACUCGGCCUCUCAUCCGGACAGUGUGCCUGAGUUCAUGCAACGUUUGACGGAAGGCGACGCUCGACUGUUAUUAGAUUUGCUGAAAUUGGCCGUUGGAGGUCGCGUCAAUGAAACGGGUCGCGUAGCUCUUUCUCACACUCUCAAGAUGUUGGGAAAAACAAGGCUUGAAGUUGCGGAGAUGUUGCUGGAGCUUUGCGUUACAGAACUAGAAGACGUUGCUGCGUUUACCGAUGCUUCUCCGUUUGCUGCUCAACCUGUGGAACAAGAGUCUCCCCAUCCGUACGCUGACAACUGUUCUCUUACCGGGAUAGUUCGAAUACCGAGAGCUGAGAGUCUCCGAGUCGAGUUCGAUCGGCAGUGCAGUACGGAACGACGCCACGAUCCGCUCGUUAUUGCUGACGCUUUUGGUCACGUGCAGGCUACCCGGUCUGGACGAGAAUGGUCGGAUUGGGCGAGUGAGCUGAUAAUUCAGGGCGAUGAGUUGCGAUGGCGCUUUUCAAGUGAUAAUUCUGUGAACGGCUGGGGGUGGAAGUUUACCGUCUAUCCAGUUAGAGCAACUAAGGCUACUUUGGACACUCUUCCUGAUCGCGUUAUUCAGUCGAGACCGUCGAUAGAUUUGGUGUCUUGUCUUCUUGACUUCCGCCUGGAGUCGAGUUCUCAGUUUGAUGUUGUGCCUCGGUUGGCUACUGCUUUAGGGGCUUGUGCGAGGCUAAGCGGCUUAGAACCAUCGCAGAGGCUGUGGGCAUUGCGGCGUCUGAGAAAGCUGAUUUGGGAAAGCGACGCGAACGUAAACUUGGAAUCUGCUCUUAAGGACGACGCAUCAGUCGGGGAAUCUAGCCCUUUGACAGUGGCACUAAGCUCACUCAUUAAAGGUUUGCCCAACAUGUUAGCGACACAAUACGAGUAUGAAGAGGCUUUGAUAAGGCAAGGUACACAGUUGGUUCAUACGUCGUUUUUCAAGGGAAUGAUUGCGUUCGCGGCGGAUCUCAGACUAGAUACGUUGUCUGCGUGUCAAGACAAAGCCAAGUGGAACUGGUUGAAACGAUACAUUGCCUCGUUUCGUAUUGCUUCCAGCAUCAGCAGACGCUCGACUUUGCCAAAGGAAUUUGUGGAAGAGGUGCGGAUGAAAUUACAAGGAUUAAUGGCUUUAGGAGAAUUGCCCAAUUGUGAUCACGAAGAUCACCGUUUAUUCAAGAAAGAACACGAUGAGCAACUCAUGGCUUGGCUGCAACGCAAGUCCGACGACUGGACGCUUACAAGAGCUGGCAGUUCUGUGCUCUAUGGAUGGGGUCACAAUCAUCGUGGUCAGUUGGGUGGCGUGGACGGUUCCAAGGUGAAGCGACCAACUGUGCUAGAAAACAUUGCUGCCCUUCGUCCUGUGCAAAUACUUGGAGGGGAACAGACGUUGUUCGUUGUCACUUGCGAUGGAAAGGUCUACUCAACCGGUUAUGGAGCAUAUGGCAGAUUAGGAAUCGGUGGAACAGAUGCGGUUACCUCUCCUCGUCUCAUCGAUGCGCUUUCAGUAGUUGUCGUAAAGAAAGUAGCCUUGCACUCUUGCGGUAAACAUUGUCUCGCACUGAGUUCUACCGGCGACGUUUAUUCCUGGGGUGAGGGAGAUGACGGCAAACUAGGACAUGCAAAUCGAACUAAUUGUGAACGCCCUCGACUGAUUACUGCUCUCCAAGGUAAACAAGUUACUGACAUCGCUUGUGGCGGCGCACAUAGCGCUUGCAUUACGAAGAGUGGGGAGCUGUAUACUUGGGGUAAGGGGCGCUACGGACGGUUGGGUCACGGAAAUAGUGACGAUCAAACGACGCCGAAACUCGUUCAGGCUUUUCAUGGAUUGUCGGUUGUGUGUGUGGCGUGCGGUAGUGGCGACUCGCAGACUCUAGCUGUGACUAGCGAUGGACAAGUUUGGUCGUGGGGAGACGGCGACUACGGUAAGCUUGGUCGAGGUGGCAGCGACGGAUGCAAAGUACCAAAGGCCGUUCCGGAUCUGGACAAGAAAGGAGUGAGGAAGGUCGAAUGCGGUUCACAGUUUUCGGUAGCAUUAACCGAUUCAGGAGAGGUGUUUACUUGGGGUAAAGGAGAUUAUCACCGUUUAGGACACGGAACCGAUGUCCACCAGCGACGUCCAAAGCUACUCGAAGCACUGAAAGGGAAAUAUGUGACGGACAUCGCCACGGGCUCUCUGCACUGCUGCUGUUGUACUAUUGACGGAGAAGUUUAUGCUUGGGGAGACAACGACGAAGGGCAGCUUGGAGACAAUUCUACCGACGGUAGUUAUAAACCUAAACUUGUAUCUGCUCUCGGAGGUAAACUCAUUGAUAGAGUUGCUUGCGGAUCAGCACACACCAUUGCGUGGUCAACAACUCAACCGUCCAGUGCUUGCCGCUUGCCCAAAGAGGUACCAAUGGAGUACAACCAUUUGAGAGAGAUUGAUGUCAAAGUGUUGAGAAAUAGACUGGUGUUGCUGAAUUGUUUCAGUGACUUCGUGUCUUCUUGUAUUGGCAUGUUUGGUCUUGAGAAACAGAACACGGCCUUAGCCGUUGGAUCUGAAGUUACAUUUGAUGGUUUGCGAGGUCUCAUUUCGUCCUCGGUUAAGGAAGCUGUUUUCAAAAAAGUGAUACAAAACACAAUGGCACGUGAUCGUCAGCACGGUCCUGUUAUCGAAGUGAAUCGGUUACAGGUCAAACGGUCACGCCCAAAAGCAAGUCUCAGCGGAUCAGAAGGAGCGAGGUCGGUAUUUGGUCAGAUAUGUUCGAGAAUGGUUACAGCCGGGCGAGAUAGUCUAUUCCUAGCACAACGCGUAUGGAAGGUAAAAUUCGUCGGUGAGAGUGUCGACGAUUGUGGUGGUGGUUACUCCGAAUCUAUUUCCGAAAUGUGUGACGAACUGCACAGCGGUUGCGUCCCUCUGCUGAUUCCCACUCCGAAUGGGCGUGAAGAAACGGGCGUUAAUCAGGACUGCUAUAUUUUAAAUCCACAGGCCCAUUCUCCCCAGCACAUCAACAUGUUCCGCUUCUUGGGUAUGCUGUGUGGUAUCGCCAUUCGUACUGGUCAACCUCUCAGUAUCCGUCUGGCACCACCCGUUUGGAAGCAGCUAACUGGUAUGGUACUGACUAUUGAAGAUGUGGUCGAAGUUGAUAAAGAAUUGGUUCCGAGCCUUGUCUAUAUAAGCAAGAGCUCCGAAGAUGACCUCGAAUCACUGGAUCUUCCGUUUACUAUACCAAGUGCUACAGGCCAGGAGGUACAGUUGUCUACCAAAUACACUAAGGUGACGCCUAACAAUCGAGACGAAUACGUCCAGAUGGCACUGCGCUACCGCUACCACGAGUUUGACGCUCAAGUUGCUGCUGUGAGGGAAGGAAUGGCCAAAGUAGUUCCCGUCCCUUUGUUGUCUUUGUUCGUCGGUGCCGAAUUGGAAAUGAUGGUUUGCGGCAAUCCUGAAAUCAACGUCGACGUGCUCAAAUCUAUCGCUACGUAUAAAGGACUGUCACCGUCGUCUGACUUGGUCAAAUGGUUUUGGACGACUUUAGAAGGUUUUAGUGUCAUCGAACGAUCGUUGUUUUUGCGUUUCGUAUGGGGACGAACGCGCUUACCUCACACUGUAGCUGAUUUUAGAGGGCGAGAUUUUGUUGUACAGGUGAUGGAAAAAAGAGGUCGACCCGACCAAUACUUGCCAGAGGCAUAUACAUGUUUUUUCUUGCUAAAGUUGCCGAGAUAUUCGUCACAAGAAGUGUUAAUUGAGAAGCUCAAGUAUGCCAUCUAUUUUUGCAAGUCUAUUGACACCGAUGACUACGCCAGAGUACAAUUCUCGGCAGACAGUGAAUUGGAGUUUCACGACUUCGACGAGGACACCGACUUUGAGUGAUUCGAUCUGUGUGUGUUAUUCGUUUAUAUUGUUGUUACAUUCGUUAAGCUGCUGCUGUUUCCUUGCUGCGUGUUGUUUGGUAGGCUUGUUAGUGGACAAAUUGUUAUUACUCUAACUACUGCAUGAAGUCUUUUCGCAGAUACGUGUUUGCAAACUAUUUUAUAUCAGCGGUCAUAGUGCUUGCGAGCUAUGUAUGUACGUAGAAAGAAA